Copidosoma floridanum is the source of this 669-nucleotide messenger RNA. RefSeq lists its product as uncharacterized. NCBI's taxonomy places the organism in Eukaryota, Metazoa, Arthropoda, Insecta, Hymenoptera, Encyrtidae. The record is from RefSeq and is a predicted model, not a curated record.
AUGAUUGGCGCCAUGCACGUCAAAAUCACCGCAUACCACCCUCAAUCGAACGGCAUGGUCAAGCGCCUCCACCGGACUCUCAAGGCCGCGCUCAAGUGCUCCACCCUGCCUUGGGUUGAUGCGCUGCCUUCGGUACUUCUUGGCUUAAGGCCCACUUACAAAGAAGACCUAAAGGCCUCCCCAGCAGAGAUGGUCUACGGCAGCUCACUCCGGGUCCUAGGAGAAUUUUUUACGACGACUACUUCCAAGGCGGACUGCUCAACGUUCGUAAAAGGUUUACGACAACUUUUCAAGCCCCUCAAAGCAGUACCAGCAGCACACCAUUCGCCCGCACGACCUUUUGUUUUCAAGAAUUUUGACAAAUACUCCCACGUUUUCAAACGAGAUGACAAAAUUAAGAAACCACUGGAGCAGCCGUAUACAGGCCCCCAUCGUGUCAUCAACCGCAACAAUUCAAGAACGUUCACAAUUGAAGUCGAUGGGGAAGCCAAAGUCGUUUCUACAGAUCAAUUGAAACCAGCCCACUUAGAGCUGGCAGAGCCGCCCUGUACUGCCAAAGACACUCUACCUCACUCGGUCUCAUCCGAUCCCAUGGACCCGCCGCCCGUGCCUUCAGGCAACCCAAAACAUCCAGGGCGAUCCGUAUCGUUCGCAGACUCCUGCUGCUGA